This is a messenger RNA of Anarrhichthys ocellatus (wolf-eel), 4991 nucleotides long. RefSeq names its product adhesion molecule with Ig-like domain 3 (gene amigo3). Gene Ontology annotation, cellular component: membrane. The coding region runs from base 1513 to 2982 and encodes 489 amino acids. NCBI's taxonomy places the organism in Eukaryota, Metazoa, Chordata, Actinopteri, Perciformes, Anarhichadidae. Gene Ontology annotation, molecular function: protein binding. The transcript has 2 exons. The record is from RefSeq and is a predicted model, not a curated record. Gene Ontology annotation, biological process: brain development.
AAGAGGAGGAGGAGGAGCUGGGAAAGCACCAGAGGAGGCAGACACACAGCUCACAGUCACAGCGAGUGGUGAGGAGACGGGAAGCAGCUCACAGCUCGACCUCCAGCACACUCACAUCUGGAGUCACAUGUGUGUGUAUAUAUACACAUAUAUACACACAUAUCUGGAGAGGAAUAACGUCUCUCCUUCUAUCCGUUUCCUUCUUUUUUCUGAGCCUCGGAGAAGAGAAAGAAGAGCUCCCAGCUGCAUGUUUCACAGAUUUCUCUUCUGCAUACAAAAUCUAUCAUCCACCCACUGCUGAAGAAAAAAAAACACGUCUCUGCACGGAUCAGCCGGAGGAGAAAGACAGUCAGAGUGUGUGUGUGUGUGUGAGUGAGUGUGAGCUUUAAGUGGCUGCGAGUGAAGAGAAGUGAAGCGAAGUGGACGCGAUGCUGACUUCUUUGAAAAUCUGAUCUCGCGACUCGGGGCGUGUGCUGUGGGCGGCAGACAGCUGGGGUCCGUGAUUCACAAAAAAACAAGAAGAAGAAAAAAAAACAGACUUGGCGUAGAAAAAACAAAGAGACCGAGACGAACAACUGAGAUGAAAAAAGGCUCCUCUUCUGUUUGGAGAAUACAAAAAACAUCACCGGGUCUGUUUACGUUCUAUUUUUUGAAAUGAGGAGGACGAGCCGAGGAGAAAGUCUUCAGGACCUAACGAUCGGGAGAGGACUUCCUGUCCGUGUCGGAGGUACUGGAGGUGCAGCUAUGGGCUAAACGGGUCUCCGAGGGGGAGCUGAACGCACAAUGUUUUCUCAGACUGCAAAUAAAAGGAUUCUACAAGCACAACUCCUCCUUUUUUCUUCUACUGGAUGAGUUUUUAAGCGACUGAACUUUGACUGCGUUCAUUCAGAGUUUGUUUUCACCCUGCUGAGCACAAAUCACACAACAGAAGGGAUUUUGUUUGUUUACAGCGGGUGCACCUGGACCUCUCAAACUCUGUUUCCACCUCUCUUCAUUUGAUUAUUUAUUUAUUUUUAAAUCUUGUUUGCCCUCUCCAGAUGGCCGCCACGCUGGCAGGUGGACGCAGAUGCGAUCGCCUCAUUCAACAUUAACCGGGUUUCACAAAAAUAAAACGAUCACGCCUGGAGCUGGAGGCGUUUAUCACAGUGACUUUGUGUUUGUGCCCCGCAGCUUAAAUGCAAAUAAGCUUCCUCUCUUAAGACGUGUCUUGGAAACGAUAAGAGACCGAGGGAUUCGAACAUUUACACCAGCAUAUCUGGCUGCAGUAUAAGAGGCUUUAGCUCCAUAUGUAAAAGGCCUGGAACAAGGUAAAGAAACAUGAAAAACAAGUGCACACACUCAUGUGUUAGUCUGGCAGGAGUCUGUCUAUGUCAAAUGUGAAUUACUUGAUGAAAAUGAGAAGAAUCAGAACAGCAUGAAGGAUGUGAAAAGCACGUUUGAAAGAGUUAUAAUACAGAGAAAACUAUAAACAGAUCUCUGCGCUGCUGAUGCCCGCAGCCUGCUGGUGGCAUCAUGUUGUAUGUUGCUGGGAGCGGUGGUUUUCCGCAGGGUGUAGUGGCACCAGCGGUUACAGCGGCAUCGCCGUCGUGGUGGUCCAUUGUCAUCUUGUUAGUUUGUCUCCAGCUCCCCCAGCCGGGCCCGGUCCAGGCCACCGUCUGCCCGUCUCAGGGCUCCACCCAGCCGGGCAGAUGCCUCUGCGCCUCAGACAUCCUCAGCUGCACCGCCGCGGGUCUGGAUCAGGUGCCCCGAGAGAUGGCCGUCUCCGUCGUCACUCUGGAUCUCAGCCACAACCGGAUCGCGCAGUUGGAGGGGGGCAGCUUCGAAGGACUGAACCGAUUGGAGACGUUACGGAUAGCGCACAACCGGCUGACUGUUAUUCAGCUUGGGGCAUUUCGAAACGCCUCUGGGACGCUGCUCCAACACCUGGACCUGUCGUCCAAUCAGCUUCGUGUUUUGGAGCAGCAUUACUUCCUGGAUCUGACCGGUUUGAAGGAGCUGCUUCUGUUCAACAACCGUAUUGCCCACAUGGAGAGCAGAGCCCUGGCUGGACUGGGCAGCCUCCGCAAGGCCUACCUCAGUCAUAACCGCCUCACAGACUUCCCCUUCUUUUCCAUCCAAGAGCACAGCCACCCUCACCUUACCAUGCUGGACCUGUCCUCAAACCGCCUGUCCAAACUACCCCUGGAGGACAUAACAAACUUACCCAUCUCAAUGCAGAGAGGACUCUACCUUCACAACAACUCCCUGGUCUGUGAGUGCUCCAUGUACGGACUGUUCAGGCACUGGGACCAGAGAGGAUUUGCCUCGGUGACUGACUUCCGACAGGAGUACACCUGUCUGGUCUACGGGAUACAGAGAGGUACCGUGCGCUUCUUCCAGCACGGCCGCUACUUUGAAAAAUGCAACUUGACCGCGAUGAGUCAGGGGCUGAAAGAGCAGAAUAGCAGUGUUUCAGUGAAGGUGGGAAAGCCGAUGCUGCUGCACUGUGUGAGCACUCUCAUCGGACAGCAUGUGACCUUUCUCUGGGUGUCACCGAAUCAGGAAUACGUGGCACCUCCGGGGAACAACGGAUCCUUAAAGAUGUACGCCAACGGCAGCUUGGAGAUCGUGGCGGCUCGUGCGGAGGACUCCGGCAUUUACUGGUGUAUGUCUCUGGACCGGCAACAGCAGCGCAACGAGACGCAGGAGGUCAAUGUGACCGUGGUGCUGCACAACGACGAGCUUCACGAGCCGUUCAACACCGGAUUCACCACCUUGCUGGGCUGCGUGGUGAGCCUGGUGCUGGUCCUCAUGUACCUCUUCCUGACGCCCUGCCGCUGCCCUCCCUGCCGCAAAGUACCGACCCCGGCGACCCCGAGCCAAGGGAAGGAGGCUGGAGCAGGGAGUGCCCAGUCCUCCAUCCUCACCCCAACCCCGCCGGCGACCACUGAGGGCCCGGGCCGCAAGGUCUAUCCCUCAAACCUCUCUCUGCUUCAGCCCUAAACCGCUCUGACCCUUCACAAGUCUGUCCUUCCUCGCCUCCUCCCACCUUUCCUCCAUCUCACUUUUCCUCAGAACUUCCUCUUUCGUCGCCAUCUCCCACCCUCCGUCCAAGCUGUUCUGUCGUUUCCACGGUAACAGAGGACCGCUCAGAAGACGAGGGAAAUCUGCUCCGACAACGACACGCCGUGUGUGUGUGUGUGUGUGUCGACUUCACAAGGAAAAAUAGAGAAAAUAUACAAACCAGGUGGAUGAUGGUUAAUGAAUGAACUAUUGUCAAAAUAAAUGCAUGAGCCACUAGUUACACUUUAAAACUAACUCAAUAUAAUCAGACAUGAAUGCAAAUACACUUCUGAAUAAUAAUAAAUAAUACACAAAACACAUGUUUAAACACAGUGACCACUUUGAACAGUAGCUUUAAUAAUCCUACAAAUAAUAAAAACACUGAAUAUAUAGAAAGAAUAUACAAUCCAAGUGGAAUAAAUAUAUUACAAUUAUAUAUUUUAUAUAUCAACACUUUUUUUUUUCUUAAACUAUUGGUAGGACGUCACAACAACUAAUGGUUCAUCUGGCACACUCAACACCUGCAUGAGAAAACAACUAAAAUUUAUUUUACAACAAUCUGAUUUCACUCAGAUUAGAUGAGCAUGCUGUCAUGAUGCUAGCAUGUUCACCAUCUCCGUUAGGGCCGCUAGCAUGCUAAUGUUUGCUAAUUAGCUUUAAUCAAAAUAUGGGAUUGCAAACAGUAGCAUGUAGUUAUUGUGCAAGAACUAGUUGCUUUAAAUUGCUUUCAGAAUGUAGAAGACAGGUUUUAUCUAAACAGUUUCUUGUAAUAUUGUGUCUUUUAAAAGCCCCUGGAUACUUGGUUUUUAAUCUUAUUUUGUUCUCCAUAACUUUGACACCACCGACGAGUCGGGAGUAAGAACACUGCUUUAAUUCAGACUACGACGCUCCACUCACCACUCUAGCGUCCGUGUUGGACACGCCAGGAAGUGAUGACGGGAUUAAAGGACGAAGUCAGGUGAUUUACAAUAAAGUUGGAGUUCGGGGAGGAUGGAUGGCUCAAACAAACAGGACUUUCACCCAGGAGACCGCGGUUUAUGUACGUCUGAAACCAAGUUAUUGUGCGUUAAGCUGAUUUAUUGUAAUUUACAUACUUUAUUCAUGCCCGCAACUUAAACUGGGUAACAAACGUACUUAUUUCAACCCAAACCAAGAUAUUUUCCUAAACCUAACCAAGUAGUACACAAACUCUUACAUCACACACACACACACACACAAAUUAUUAAGGGUUAGCCAGUGCAUUAACAAGUUACGUUUUCCUACGAAAGUCUUCCAUCUUCACAGUUAGGUUAAGUUCGUUGUUUGGGUUGAAAUAAGCGCGGAAGUGCCAUUACUGAAGUCGGCAUGUUGCGUGACAAAUAAACCUUAUAUUCUCAUUUCACUCGGGGUUCGAACAGCGGUCUCCUCUGUGAAAGAUCCAUGUUAGCACCUCCCGCCCUGUGUGAGCUUCAGCGGUCUUUAUACUUCGUCUUUCGUGAUUACGUGGAUAUCACACGUAAUUUCGUCAUUUCGUGGGAUGUCUACGAAUGAAGACUCAUUACUUUUCGUAGGAACAGCUAACGCCGGAUGGCACCAGCCUGAAAAGUGCCGCCAAAGAGUCCCGUCCAAGCGUGAUGAGUCUGGAGUGAGAACGUAUUGCUAUCAGAACGAUCACAACUGUCAACAGUUUCUUUCAAAUGUUGCCGACACCCGAUUGAUGCACAAAAUGACGAACUUUUUUUGGACCAAUGUCUGUGUUCAUGUUCUCUCCAUCGACGAUCGCAAGAAGCUGCUUUAAGUUCUUCCCAGGAAAAGAGAACGUGGUACUUUGUUACUACAAAGGUUGUUAAGGGGAAUUAAGCUCUUAUCACAUUCUGCCCUCAUCUCCUGUUUAAACUGCCGAGCCACGUGCUUUUAUAACCGUAAGACUUCAGAUGUGUUGGUGUAAUACAGGGUUUGUUUGUAUGACU